Condylostylus longicornis is the source of this 1354-nucleotide messenger RNA. RefSeq names its product cell division cycle protein 123 homolog. Gene Ontology annotation, cellular component: cytoplasm. Lineage: Eukaryota; Metazoa; Arthropoda; Insecta; Diptera; Dolichopodidae. The record is from RefSeq and is a predicted model, not a curated record. The coding region runs from base 93 to 1097 and encodes 334 amino acids. The transcript has 3 exons.
CUAGUAUUAGCAUUAUAAAAGCUGGUGCUUUUGUAAAAGUAAAGAGAAAAGAAGUUGAAAGAAUUCCGUUUUAUUAAAAAUUCCGGGUUAUAAUGGUAAAAAUUUGCAACGAGAUGGAUACCCAAUCAAAAUUAGAUAUUUGUUCAUUUAAGUCAUGGUAUAAAAAGUUUGAAAAAAUUACGAUCCCCUCAAUUUGUAUUCACAUUCCAAAGGACGUUUUAGAGUAUUUUCGUGAUGAGCUAGUAAUUUUACCAAAAGAGUGCUAUACUUCAAUAGUAGAAGAGGAUAGCGAAUGGGAUAAUGAAAUAAACGAAGAUAAUACACCCGAAUAUCCAGAAUUCAGUAAUAAUAUUCGAAACGCGAUAAAGGAAUUGGAUGGCUCCGUAUUUUUAAAAACAAACUGGCACUGCCCAAAAGAUGCUUUUUGGAUAACAGCUGGACAAACUUUGAAAGUUAAAGAUAUAAUAGAUGCUUAUCAACUAAUUAAAGCUUCUAGCAUUAUUAAAAGAGAUUUAAAUUUUUGGUACUUAGAUAAUCAAAACAAUCAAAGUACUAGAGAUUUUUACUUGAUAUUACGAAAAUGGAUGGAUAUUCAUCCAGGAACUGAAUUCAGAUGUUUUGUACGAAACAACAAAUUGAUUGCAAUAUCUCCUAGAGAUUGGCCUCAAUUUCAUAAACAUAUUAUUCAACAAAAGCAUGAGAUAGUGAAUGACAUACUAUCUCUUUUUAAAGAAAAAAUUCAAUAUCAGUUCCCCUUAGAUGAUUAUUGUUUUGACGUUGUAAGGCAAAGAAAAGAUAAUGUUAUUUUACUAGACUUUUCGACUUUUGAAGAGAAUUUUACGGAUGCGUUGGCUUUUGAUUGGGAGUUUUUAAAAAGUGAAGAAAUUAUUGCAGAGGAAAAUGAAGCCGGCCUUCCCGAAUUUCGUUAUUUAAACUCAGAUUGCGGCAUUCAACCACACAGUAGAAAUAAUUAUGCGAUUCCACAAGAUAUAAUAGACAUGUUCAAUCCACAAAAUUCAGACACUAGAAGUAAUUUAACAGAUUUAUUAGCUGCUAGAGUUCAAGAGGAAAUGGAAUUACAAAAUCGAGAAAGCUGAAAGAAAUAUCAAGAAAUGAAUAGAAGAUUUACAAAAAUUUGCUUGUAUAAUAACUUUAAAAGGUAGUUUGAUAGAUAUGUGGAUAAGUAAAUAAAACAAUACCAAAUAGCUUGUAAUUCAGUAACAUUUUCGAAUGGUCAACUCUUUUUUUUUUAAAGUACCUAUUCAAACUAUUAUAACAAUAAAAUUGUACGGUGAUUACAAUUUCUAAAAUGUGAUUUCUUAAUUAAAAUGUUAUUUUGAAUUGGCAAAAGCAA